Molecule: messenger RNA, 2436 nt
Organism: Thyridium curvatum
Lineage: Eukaryota; Fungi; Ascomycota; Sordariomycetes; Thyridiales; Thyridiaceae
Exons: 1
Coding region: 1-2436 (811 amino acids)
Biological process (GO): double-strand break repair via nonhomologous end joining
Cellular component (GO): nucleus
Molecular function (GO): DNA binding; DNA-directed DNA polymerase activity
Source: RefSeq, a predicted model, not a curated record
AUGUCCUCCCCUCCCUUGCACGACAAGAUCGCUUUCUUCCAGCAGUUGGACGCACUUCAAAAUGUCGACGAUGAUGAAGAAGAGGAGCUUGAGCAUUCGACAAAGGAGAUGGAAUAUCGCAGCCAAAGCCGUGCUUUCUUCGCUGGGGUCAGAUCCAAAUCACGAACGUCACCAAGUCAACAGCAACCUCUAGCUGAGCGAGUCCCUGAGUCAGCUCCCCUGCCACAACAACGAAAUGCUAUCAUCAAGAGCACCCCGGUAGCCCGGGAGAAAACACCAUCCAUGCCAGUUCCAGGGUCCACAUUUGACUCUCCGCUGGUGAUCGAGGACACACCUGUCGCAGACUCGGAUAAGGUCUCCAAUCAUCCCCGCCGCAGCACAACACACCCCUUGCCAGCCACACUCAGCAAGCUUGUGCGGACAACGUCGAUGGACUCAUCUUCCUCAGUACCAACUGAGCGCAAGCGCAAGCGAAAGUCGAUCGACAAGUCCAUUCCAGAAUCUGAACAGAUUCUCAAAGGAUUGUCCUUCUAUUACAUCCCAAAUGAUGAUGUUGCGCCGACCAGGAAGCUGCGUAUCGCCAAGGCGAAAGACUACGGUGCGCAGUGGGUGAGGGAGCUACCCCAGGCGACGCAUGUCAUUGUCGACAAGGGUUUGGCAUGGAAGGAUAUCAAGUCACUGCUGUCGACCAUCAAGGACAAGGAAGAGCAGCCCAAGGUGGUAUGCGAAGAGUACCCGCUGGACUGCAUCCAGUACCGUCACAUCGUCAACGAGAAGCAACCGAAGUACCGUGUUCACGGUGCCCCAGCGCCACCUGCAGAGCUUCAGAUCGCGCCAAAGAAGCCUUCCGUCGACGCUCCUCCCAGUUCUGACGAGUCGCUGCAGAUCAAAGCUCGCCCGCAGAAUGACCCUGCCAAGUGGGAUUACGUGCCCCCGGCCGGAACACCUUCACAUUCAGACAGCUCCUCAGGACAGGCUCGUACUCGGGUUACCAGGUCCGUGACAAGCGGUUCUCAGCAAAGCACGACCCCUAGACAACCCCUCGCCGAGAUCGUGAUCCCAUCGUCUCAACUAGGAACCGACCAUAAUUCGCCUCCCAUGCCAUCAGAUUCGAGAGACAUAAUCCGGUCCAGUCACAUCCAAACUUCAGGCCCUCAUGACGAACUCUCAGAAUACAUCCAGCUGAUGCAACAGUAUAAGGACGUUCCACUGGAUGAGGAUGAGGGGGAGGCAUCGUCACCCAAGGGAAGCGAUGCUGGAGACUCGGACUUGGAGGCAGGAUCUGAGGACGAGAACCGGCGGAAGAGACGUUCGCUCGACAAGUCAGCACCUCGGCAACAGAAGUCCAUUCGCUGGGAGGAAAAAUUCGCUUGCAAUCGUGGAGGCACGCUGGACAAGAGCGCAGACAAGCAGAACCCCAACUCUAGGACGAUAGAGGUGCUGCAGAAGAUGCUGGACUACUACACUCGCAUCAACGACCAUUGGCGCACCUAUGCGUACCGGAAGGGCAUCUCUGCCCUCCGCCAGCAGACCGAGAAGAUCACGACGGCCCAGGAAGCAUACCAGAUCCCAGGCAUUGGCGACCGCUUGGCCCAGAAAAUCGAGGAAAUCGUCACGACAAACCGCCUGAAGCGGCUCGAAUACGCCGAAAAAGAGCCGAUGGACCAGGUCCUCGAGGUGUUUAUCAAGAUCUACGGAGUUGGAAACACCCAGGCCACUAAAUGGAUUGCACAGGGCUUCACCACCCUCGACGACCUCCUACAGAAUGCCAAGCUGACCGCCAAUCAACGCAUGGGCAUCGAGCACUACGAUGACCUCAACACACGCAUCCCCCGUAGGGAGGUGGAGGCGAUUGGUGAGCACGUCAUCUCGACGGCGUCGAAGAUCGAUCCAGCGGUGGAGCUGCUCAUCGGUGGGAGCUAUCGUCGAGGUGCAGAGUCCUCGGGAGAUGUGGACUUCAUCAUCACGAAGAAGGGCACCACGUCGGCAGGCGACUUGGCACCAUUUCUCGAACAGCUCGUGUCUACCCUGAAGCAGGAGGGAUUUCUGACUGCCGAGGUCGCCUCUUUCCACUCACAUCGCCCUGGAAAAGAAGGAUCUGGGAGCAAAUGGCAUGGAUGCUGCGUGCUGCCUCCUGGCAAGAAGGGCAAGAUGGGUGGCAUCUGGCGCCGCAUCGACCUGCUGCUGGUUCCCGAGACCGAGUACGGGGCCGCACUCAUCUACUUUACCGGCAACGACAUCUUCAACAGGAGUAUGCGGCUGCUCGCGUCGAGGAAGAAGAUGCGCCUGAACCAGAGAGGCCUGUACAAGGAGGUCAUGCGCGGCCCGGGAAGGGUCAAGGUGACGGAGGGAGAGCUGUUGGAGGGACGGGACGAGAAGAGGAUCUUUGAGUUGCUUGGAGUCAAGUGGAGGGAGCCUUGGGAGCGCUGGUGUUGA